AUGGAGGUGAAAAAUGCAUUUUUGCACGAGGAUCUUGAAAAAGAAGUCUUUAUGAAGCUUCCACCUAGUCAUCCUCAAAUCAAUAAUUGUAAGCUACACAAAUCUAUUUAUGGAUUAAAACAAUCCCCACGUGCAUGGUAUGCCAAGUUGAGUUCAGUUCUAGAGGUAGUUGGCUUCCAGAGUAGCAAUGCAGAUUCUUCUCUAUUUGUUCGAAGUGGAUCUGUUGGAAAAUUGGUGGUCCUCAUCUAUGUUGAUGAUCUCAUUGUCACGAAGUUUUCAAUCAAAGACCUAGGAGUCUUGAAGUACUUUCUUGGCAUUGAAAUGGCCACUUCACAUGAAGGGUUAUUUUUAAAUCAACGCAAUUAUGUUCUUGAUCUUCUUAAAGAGUCUAGCAUGCUUGACUCCAAACCUGCUCAUACUCCUUUAGACAACAAACUCAAGCUUGACAUGGAAGGUGAACCCCUCAACAACAUCAGCUAUUAUUAG
This is a messenger RNA of Prunus armeniaca (apricot), 486 nucleotides long. The record is from the annotation of a GenBank genome assembly. Lineage: Eukaryota; Viridiplantae; Streptophyta; Magnoliopsida; Rosales; Rosaceae.